AUGAAGUUCACAUUACUGGCCUUAACCUUGUUUUUGGCGGUCACCAAUGCCUUGAGUGCAUCAAAUUUGUUCAAGCAUAAAGAAAAAUCCAAAUCAAAUGUCAUUAAGUUAACAAAAAACAAUUAUGAAAGAAUUUUAGAAGGUCCAAGGGACUCAUACAUCUUACUCUUACUUACAGCUACAAAUCCACAAGUUGGAUGUACUAUUUGUCAACAGUUAAGUCCAGAAUUUGAUAAGCUUGCAGACUCAUGGUUCUCUGACCAUCCAGAUGGUGAUAAUUUAUUCUUUGCAAGAUCUGACUUUGCUGAUGGAUAUCGUGAAAUUUUCCAAGCUUUCCAAUUGAACAACGUCCCAAGACUCUACUUGUAUUCACCAACUGAAGAUACAACAAAAUUCAAUGAAAAUUUACAACAAUUACCUGUUCCAGGUAACAAUUUGGGUCAAGAAUUAGCAGCAGUAUUAAGUGAACUUACAGAGAAAGAUGUUAAAAUUUAUGAAGCAGUUCCAUAUGGAAGUAUAUUAAUCACAGCUAUAUUCACAUUUUGUUCAGUCUUGUUGUUGAAAAAGAACUUUUCAUCAGUUUCAACUGUUUUCAGCAAUAAACCAUUAUGGGGUGGGUUAACUGUUUUUUCAAUCUUGGUUUUCAUCACUGGUUAUAUGUUCAACGCAAUUAGAGGUAUGCCAUAUGCUAGAACCUUACCUGAUGGAAGAGCCGAAUAUUUUGUCUCAGGUCAACAAGCUCAACUAGGUGCUGAAACUCAAAUUAUGUCAUUCAUUUAUGCGAUUUUAGCAUUUUCAUUUGUUAGUUUGGUCACCAGAGUUAAGUACAUUAAAAAUGAAAAAGUUCAAUUCAUUGCCGUUGCUAUAAUCGUCUUUAUAAUUUUGGUUGUUUAUAGUGCAUUAUUCCUUAUCUUCAAAUUCAAGAGUCCUGGUUAUCCAUAUCAAUUAUUAAAAUUAUGGGGUUAA
This is a messenger RNA of Hansenula ciferrii, 966 nucleotides long. RefSeq names its product dolichyl-diphosphooligosaccharide--protein glycotransferase OST3 (gene OST3). Lineage: Eukaryota; Fungi; Ascomycota; Saccharomycetes; Phaffomycetales; Wickerhamomycetaceae. The record is from RefSeq and is a predicted model, not a curated record. Gene Ontology annotation, cellular component: oligosaccharyltransferase complex. The transcript has a single exon. The coding region runs from base 1 to 966 and encodes 321 amino acids.